Messenger RNA from Ruditapes philippinarum (Manila clam), 583 nucleotides. RefSeq lists its product as uncharacterized. NCBI's taxonomy places the organism in Eukaryota, Metazoa, Mollusca, Bivalvia, Venerida, Veneridae. The record is from RefSeq and is a predicted model, not a curated record.
UAUGCAUUCAAGAAGGGAUAAUACAAGGAAGGGUCCAGGUUAUGCGGUGCCCGUAAAUGUUGAAGUACAACCUGAUAUGCCAGUCUUGGAAAACUUACCAAAUGUUGUUGGUCUGGAGCAAGAUAAUGUGGUUGAACAAGAAACCUCCAGUUCGACCGAUAUGCAUGCAAGAAGAGGAAAUAAAAGGAAGUAUCCAGAGUAUCCAGAGGAUGCGGAUAAAACGAAAGUGCCGCGUAUCGAGACUAUGUCUUCCAUUGCAACUCCAACUAGCACAGUGACUCGUGGGUUGGAUGCAGCAAUGCCCGUAGAAGCUGUAUUUGAUGAGGUAGAACAACCUGAAAUGCCAGCCGUGGAAAACUUACCAAUUGUCACUGGUCUGGAGAAAGAAAAUAUGGUUGAACAAAAAACCUGCAGUUCGUCCGAGAGUGAUCCACCUGGAGUUUUUGAAGCUUUGGAAGAGGAUUGCUAUAUUUUCAACCUUGAAAUUGUCAACUUGUACUGUUCAAAGAAAUGGUUCAAAACACGUAAGGAUCAAAGUUGUUUUUUAUAGAAAUAGAUAAAACGAUUAAAAGACAUAAAUUUU